AUGUUAAAACCAAGCGCGUAUGAUCCGCUAGAAGUUGAAGAAGAAAUUCCAGACAACCUCCGAUUCGAGCCAGUUAUCGGAAGCUGUGAACUAUCAGAGCACUUCGAAAAAGUCGACUGCGACAGGUGCGGCGAUUUCGUGGCGCUCUUCAAAUGUAAGGAAUGCGGGAUUUCGGCCGCAAAAAUCAAACGAAAAGUCAGGAGGAAAUCUGGAAGCGAUUCUGAGGAAGCAUUUGAAGUAAAAGAAGUGUGCGAGGAGGCGCUGCCGCUGAAUUUGUGCGAAGAUUGCUCAGAGGAAAUUCAUAAGGCCCUGAAGGAGAACGAGCAGCACAAUAUCGAGUCUACAAUCAAAUUGACUGGAGAAAACUUGAGAGACGAAGCUGCCAAGUAUCUCUAUCCAGCUGUCGACAUCCACUCAAAGUAUCUCGAAACGAUUCUUGAAUUCGAGCCUCGAUGGACGAAGGAAACUAUGCAAGUCGUCUACAGAAAUAGAGAGGAAGUGAUGAAUGCCUUUGAUAAGAGUCUUGACGCCUGGGUGAAGCAAUCAAUUUCAGACAUCGAGAGAGCCUGCGACCAAAAAUACGAAGAAUUCAAGACUCUGAAUGAGCACGCCGCUUCUGCUGACAUUUAUCUUGGAAAAUUAAGACGCUUUCAAUCAGGAUACGGAGACAGUAGCGAAGAUGAAGAUUUAAAGAAGGACGAAAAAGCGUACGAAAGAUACCUCGAAGCGAAAGUUCUCAGCCACGCUACUGAGAUCAACCACUACACUCCCACCGUCGGACCGUUGUUCAGAUGGGAGGGAUUUGGAGAGCGCUUGAAAAUUCUAGCAAGACAAAGCAUGAACACAGAAAUUGUCUACGAUACAAUUGACAUCUUUCAAAUUAUUAACAAGGGAAUCAAACGCGAAGACAAGAAUUACGCAGAUGAGAUUAAGAUGGAGCAGAUCGAGCCUGGUCAGACAAAGGUUUACGACAUGGAGGAGGUUCUCGGAGAUCAUCAGCACAUCAAGCUCUUCUGUUUUCCGAUGCUGCUCUUUCCUCGACCAGGCUACUUUGACAUGGGAGCCAAGAUCAAGCGCCAGCUGGAGAUAGUCAUCACCACUGCUUGCAAGACAGGCAAACUACGGAAGCUUUACGACCCAGACAGUUUGGUCCAUCAAAUUGGAGUACAUUACAAGAACGGAAUCGGCCGCCGUUUCAUCAUCCGUAGAGUGCAUGAUCAAAUUUACCCGGCGCUGAAUUCUGAAGAUUGGUACAGAAUCGACAUUCGAGGAUGGGGACUUCACACGGAGGAAGACUUCAAAGAGCGACUGGAGCGUUUCAAGAUGCAAAUAGAAUGCCUCAAAGAAGAAAUAUUCGACAACGCAAGAGAGAAAAAGAAGUUGGUCGACCCGUUCAAUCAGAACAUUUUGAAAGAAGAUCCUACGCGCGUUAAGUCGGAAAAAGAACUCGAGAAAGAAAAACGGAAGAAACGAGGAUUCGAAAUUGUUGAGAAUGGCACAGAAAUGCCGAAUUUUAUCGUCAGAAUGAGGAACAGACAGUGCUAUGCGCUCAUGCUGGCGCUGUUGAAGAAGGGACAGGACAGAGUCGAGUUCGAAAAAGACGGAGAAACUCUAGUCACAGAAGGGCCAUGCGCAGGCUGGGUGUGGAAGACUCCGACUUCGAUGGUGAUGUAUUACGUCGACUACUUCGAAAUGGCUCCAAUCGAGAUCCAGAUGGACGCAAGAGACCCUUUCGCUGCCAUCGGUGGUCGCUUCUUUUAUUUCGAUGGCUUGCUCAAGGAGAUCAAGGUUUGCCCGCUUGUCCUUGAAGGCUGGAUAGAUCUACGCCAGCUUCGCACGACGAAAGAGAGGCUCUCCUGCCGCCUCUUGUCGGAAAGAGUGCGAGACAGCGACAUCCGACUAUUAAUGCGCAACUGGAUGGAGCGAAUAAAGAAUUUCGACAUCCAGUUUGUGAAGCAAAUUUACCCGAGAAACGAGAAUGCGUGGUUUGUAAAGGUUCAGCUCCAAGGCAGCGAAGAAGACGAUUACAUGAAGAAGCUAGACUACUUCAUGGUCGGCCACGAGAAAAACUAG
Messenger RNA from Oikopleura dioica, 2073 nucleotides. The record is from the annotation of a GenBank genome assembly. NCBI's taxonomy places the organism in Eukaryota, Metazoa, Chordata, Appendicularia, Copelata, Oikopleuridae.